Messenger RNA from Engraulis encrasicolus (European anchovy), 3109 nucleotides. RefSeq names its product phosphatidylinositol binding clathrin assembly protein a (gene picalma). Gene Ontology annotation, molecular function: clathrin heavy chain binding; SNARE binding; phosphatidylinositol-4,5-bisphosphate binding. Bases 223 to 2472 code for a protein of 749 amino acids. Gene Ontology annotation, biological process: clathrin-dependent endocytosis; clathrin coat assembly; synaptic vesicle budding from presynaptic endocytic zone membrane. The record is from RefSeq and is a predicted model, not a curated record. NCBI's taxonomy places the organism in Eukaryota, Metazoa, Chordata, Actinopteri, Clupeiformes, Engraulidae. The transcript is spliced from 25 exons. Gene Ontology annotation, cellular component: clathrin-coated pit; extrinsic component of presynaptic endocytic zone membrane; clathrin-coated vesicle.
AGGGGGAGGCGAACACGGAGAGGAGGACACCGAAGGAGGGGGGACAGAGAGAAAGAGUGAGAGUGUAUGAGAGAGGGUUUCAAAGGGGACUAUUUCCACAGAAAGGAGCUCAUUGGUGUGUCAAGUGGUGGAACCGUGGAAGACGAGGAAGACAAUAACCGUUCCAUCGGAUUCACAUAACGUUCGGUUCAGCUCAAUCAGGUUGUUUGGACAAGACUGAAGAUGUCUGGACAAAGCAUAACGGAUAGGAUAACUGCAGCCCAACAUAGUGUCACCGGUUCUGCGGUAUCCAAAACGGUGUGCAAGGCAACCACGCACGAAAUUAUGGGGCCAAAAAAGAAACAUUUGGAUUACCUGAUUCAGUGCACCAAUGAGAUGAACGUGAAUAUCCCCCAGCUUGCCGACACGCUGUUCGAGAGGACCGCCAACACCAGCUGGGUUGUCGUCUUCAAGUCUCUCAUCGCAACACACCACCUCAUGGUCUACGGCAAUGAGAGGUUUAUACAGUACCUGGCCUCAAGAAACACAUUAUUUAACCUCAGUAACUUCUUGGACAAAAGUGGGUUACAAGGCUAUGACAUGUCCACCUUCAUCCGAAGGUAUAGUCGCUACCUGAACGAGAAGGCAGUGUCCUACCGCCAGGUCGCUUUUGACUUCACGAAAGUAAAACGAGGGUCGGACGGUGUCAUGAGGACGAUGAACACAGAGAAGCUCCUGAAGACCAUCCCCAUCAUCCAGAAUCAGAUGGACGCUCUUCUGGACUUCAAUGUCAAUGCCAAUGAACUCACCAAUGGGGUCAUCAAUGCUGCCUUCAUGCUUCUGUUCAAAGAUGCCAUACGACUGUUUGCUGCCUACAACGAAGGGAUCAUCAACCUGCUCGAGAAGUAUUUUGAUAUGAAGAAAACUCAGUGUAAAGAGGGCCUUGACAUUUACAAGAAAUUCCUCACGCGAAUGACUAGGAUCUCAGAAUUUCUCAAAGUUGCAGAGCAAGUGGGCAUCGACCGCGGUGACAUCCCAGAUCUAUCCCAGGCACCCAGCAGCCUUCUGGACGCUCUAGAGCAGCACCUGGCUUCCUUAGAGGGCAAGAAAGUCAAGGAUUCCACAGCAGCAAGCAGAGCUAGCACUCUGUCCAACGCAGUGUCGUCGCUGGCCAACACGGGCAUCUCCUUCACCAAAGUGGACGAGAGGGAAAAGCAGGCCGCCCUGGAGGAGGAGCAGGCACGCCUCAAAGCACUGAAGCAGGAACAGCGUCUCAAGGAACUGUCCAAGAAGCCGGUAGCAGCUGCGGGGUCCUCCUCCGCCACCACGGCCGCCUCGCCUGUGUCCACCGGGGAAAUCGGUGGCAUCAGCACCGCCCCCGCCAUCGACCUCUUCUCCACGCCCAGCUCCACCAACAGCACUUCAAAGAUGCAGAGUGACCUCCUGGACCUGCAGCCAACAUUUCAGCCGACGCUGCCUCUCUCCACAGGCCUGCCUGCAGCCAACACCUGGGGGGAUCCUUUCACGUCCUCUGACGCUGUCGAUGACUCCAUUCCAAACUUAAACCCUUUCCUUACAAACGCUGUUGUCGAUGAUUUCCAUCUACCUGUUGUGUCUUCAGACGGUGUUAGUUUUUCUUCUAGGACGCCCAGUCAUGAAAUGUUUGGUGAUUUUUACAAUCCCUUUAGUGACUCGAGCUCUACUGUUGCACCCAAUCCUGAGAGCACAGGUGGGAUAGAGCUGAGUAUCUCAGACUCCUUCUGUGGUCCAGCACCUCCUUACCCUAACACUCUCUUCCACUCUGAGCCCUCUGCAAUAGCUGGUCUAUUUGGAGGGUUCUCAGCGUCUCCUGCCCCACCACCACAGACCUCAAGAGGCCUUAACGUUGACUUCGACUCUGUGUUUGGCAAUCAGUCGACCGCCGCCGUAAACAGCACAGAGGCUGCUGCUGACGAUGUGUUAGGUGGCAUCCUGAAACCCACAGUUGCCGCCUCCACCCUGAGCCUGACCCCCAGCUCCCAGCUGCCGGGCAAGCUGGUCUCCGAUGACCUGGACUCCUCCUUGGCCAACCUCGUGGGCAAUCUCGGAAUCGGUAAUGGAACAGCGAAAAAUGACCUUCACUGGAGUCAGCCGGGCGAGAAGAAAUUAACGGGUGGAAUGAACUGGCAACCAAAGAAUGCCCCUACAACCACAUGGAACCCGGCUACCAUGAAUGGCAUGCACUUCCCACAAUACGCGCCGUCUGUCAUGGCCUUCCCUGCAACGACGCCCACAGGAAUGAUGGGAUACGGAAUGCCAGCUCCAAUGGGCUCAGUGAGUAUGAUGACUCAGCCCACCAUGAUGUACAGCCAGCCGGUCAUGAGGCCGCCCAACCCCUUUGGCCCAGUCUCAGGCGCACAGCUGUCGGCUGCCUCUAGUCCGUCCAGUCAGAGUCCCCACAGACCUCCAGGACAGGACCCCCUUGCUCAGCUCUCUCUCCAGGAUUUCUUGUAGACCGCAACCUCUCUCUCUUAUAGAUGCAGUUCAUGUAAAAUCUGAAGUUGGAAGAAUCUUGACGGCAGUAAUUCUUGGAAAAAAAAGACCUUUAAAUCCAACUUAGUUUUCUGUUUGAUUUUCUCCUGACUAUAUCAUUUUCUGUAAAAAAAAAAAAAAAAAGCUUUUGAAGGAAUCAAACAUGGGAAUGAAGGAUAGGGUAGGGGAGGGAUGGGGGAAUCACACUUUGAGAAGCGCCGUCGGAUUUAGCGACGCUCAUUUUUGUAAUUUGUCUAACAAAGUUAACAGUGUGCACUGCUGUUGUCCAUCCCAUCCACACAUAAGGAGCGCUCUAUGGCCUCUGAAAAGACCCAAAAUGCCUGACAUGAUCUGAUGAUAUACAGUAUAGGAUGUGAUAUGAGGGGUUUAAGGAGACGUUUAGAUAAAUCAUAAAGUAGUUUGGUCACCACACUCAGUAAGGGGAAGGGGCUGGGUACACUUCACCAGGGGUGGGGGGUGAGUUACGUCUUCAUUUAAUUAUCAAUCCUGCAUUACCUGAUUUAACCAACCAUCAAUUAGGCAAAAAGCUAACUAUACGUUUAUACUAUGAUUUCUAUUCUAUUUUUAUUUUUUUAUGUUUUACGUUUGCAGUAGACAU